Rhinichthys klamathensis goyatoka is the source of this 4149-nucleotide messenger RNA. It is a transcript of the gene skib, whose product is annotated as v-ski avian sarcoma viral oncogene homolog b. The coding region runs from base 310 to 2430 and encodes 706 amino acids. The record is from RefSeq and is a predicted model, not a curated record. The transcript is spliced from 7 exons. Lineage: Eukaryota; Metazoa; Chordata; Actinopteri; Cypriniformes; Leuciscidae. Gene Ontology annotation, molecular function: RNA polymerase II cis-regulatory region sequence-specific DNA binding; DNA-binding transcription factor activity, RNA polymerase II-specific; SMAD binding. Gene Ontology annotation, biological process: negative regulation of BMP signaling pathway. Gene Ontology annotation, cellular component: nucleus.
ACACUCUCAUAGUAAAGCGGAGGCAACUGCGCCGACGAGCUUUACACAAGGCACACAUUUUGCGCUUGAGUUGCACAGAGUGUGUUAUAUAGUCGGAUUGAGAAUUACAUUUCGAUCAAAACUUUAGACUUUGCGGAGGAUUUUCUCCUCGCUCGGAAGUUCUUUCUGGUACGACUUAAGAUUUGAACAUGAAACAGUUGAAUGGAUUACAAGGCGGUGUUUUACGCUUUCCGAACUGACAUGGACUGUUGCGACUCUUUUCGUUCACAUUCAUUGAAUCUGUUCUGAUUAGACUGCCCAGGUUUAAACAUGGAGGCUCCUUCCAGCUUUCAGCAGCAUCCAGGACUUCAGCAAACUCUCAAGCAGUUUCACUUGAGUUCCAAGAUCUCUCUCGGCGGUCCGGCAGCCUUCUCGGCUCGGUGGCAGCAGGACAUGCUGUUCAAGAAGGACGGCCAGAGCACUGAGGUGAUGGUGAACCUCCCGGCGCAGACGCCCCCGGUCAUGCCGGGGCCCCUAUUCAUCCCGUCCGACCGCUCCACAGAGAGGUGCGAGACGGUCCUGGAUCGGGAGACCAUUUCGUGCUUCGUGGUGGGCGGCGAGAAGCGCCUCUGCUUGCCGCAGAUCCUCAACAGCGUACUGCGAGACUUUUCCCUCCAGCAGAUCAACUCGGUGUGCGACGACCUCCACAUCUACUGCUCCAGGUGCACGGCGGACCAGCUGGAGAUCCUCAAAGUUAUGGGCAUCCUGCCCUUCUCGGCCCCCUCUUGCGGACUCAUCACCCAGACGGACGCCGAGCGCCUUUGCAAUGCCCUCAUCUUCGGCGGCACGUUCCCCCCGCACGCCGACAAAGAGUUGUCGUGCUCCAUCGAGCUGGAGCGGACGGAGAAGAGCUUCAAAGUUUAUCACGAAUGCUUCGGGAAGUGCAAGGGCCUGUUCGUGCCAGAGCUCUACACGAGCCCCAGCGCGGCGUGCAUACAGUGCUUGGACUGCAGGCUCAUGUUCCCGACCCAUAAGUUCGUGGUGCACAGUCAUAAAAGGCAGGAGAACAGAACCUGUCACUGGGGCUUCGACUCGUCCAACUGGAGGGCUUAUAUUCUUUUGGAUCAAGACUAUAGUGACAAAAAGGAGAGCACCACACUGCAGCAGCUCCUCAAUGAGUUAAAGGGAAAAUUUGACCUGGGGAACAAGCACAAGACAUCUUACAAGGCGUACAGUCCCAUUCCCUCCAAAAAGUCCAAACAUGACCGCUCAAGAUCCCCAUCAGUGGAUAAAGAGAAGCAAGCUGAUUGGCUACAGUCUCUGACUGCAUCUGCUAAUAAGGAUCUUAAGCAGCUCCAGUUCAAGCAGAGACCUUCAGCCUUCAGGCCCUGGUCUCCCAGAGUUCCCUCUGCUGAGCGAGAGACACCUAGCCACAAGUAUGAGAGACCACUUGCUAAAGGACAAGACAGCCUGGCAGUUCCAAAUGUAUCUCUGCCCAUUGCCACAUUUAAAAAUAAUGAGCAGCCACCGAACCAUUUCUCUCACCCCACCGAGACCCACAACACAAGCAAGACAGAGAGCUCCAGGCCAAGAAAGAGGUGGCCAUCUGCAGAGAGACAAUCACAGCCGGUGACCAAAGCCUCUCUGCCCACUCCAGUAGUCAGACAGCGUCCUCAGGAGAACGAGGACUCAGACGCAGAAAUCGAGGUUGACAACUGUGGUGAAGGUACUGUCUCUUGUUCAUUGAUGUCCCCUCCAUUUACAAAUGGCAUUGGAGUGAUGAACCUCAGCGCUCCCAGUACUGCAGAGGUGCAUGAUGGGAGGGUGAGACUAGGGGCGAGCCCUUGCUCUGAGCUGGAAGUCCUCAAGCAGACACUCUGCAGUGACCUGAGCUCUAAGGAGGCCAGAGAGAAGUUCCUCCAGGAGAUCAUCCGCAUGAGAGUGAAGCAAGAGGACAAGCUAGCCGCCGCUCUGCAAGCCAAACGCAGCCUUCAGCAGGAGCUGGAGUUUGUCAGGGUGACUAAGAAGGGCAGGCUGAGGGAGGCCAUUGAGGCAAAGCGGAACCUGAGGAAGGAGAUUGAGCGCCUCCGUGUGGAGUGUGAGAAAAAGGUGCGAGACGCCAACGAGUCCUGCGGCAGGCUGAAGAGGGAGCUGGACAGGGAGAGACAGCUCCGGGUGUGCGAUAAGGGCUGCGAGGCAGGACGUUUGAGGGCCAAGUAUUCCUCACAGAUUGAAGAUCUGCAGAUGAAGCUCCAGCAAGCAGAAGUGGACCGUGAGCAGUUAAGAGAAGACCUGCUGAAGGAGCGGGACGCCCGGCAGAAUCUGGAGAGGGUCGUCAAAGAGCUUCAGGAACAGCUGGGCCACAAAGCAGAGACGGAGGGACACGCCAUCGCAAACACACAACCGACAGAGGGAGAGAAGAAAGAAAUGAGAGCUGAAGAUGUAUCUUAAACAUUUAGAGUAAUGUGUUCAAUGUAUGGCUGAGGAUGAAGACUUUGAUUUGAGGACGAGUAGAGGACGCCUCUAAAGCCAACGUAUUCAUGAAAAAAGUUCUGGAUCACAGGAAAAUGGUCAUGAUUAACAAUCAUCUUACAGUGUGCGUUUACCAAAACCAAUGGAAACUGUAACCAUAAAUCAUGAACUCAAGUAACUGGAAAGAAGUUUGGUCGCUCCUCGAUGGGAGGACGUUCAGAGACGGUGGCAUUGCGUGUAACUGACUCGCCUUCAGUUAGCUUCUUUAAGCUAAUCUAAGGAAUUUAUUUUGUUAUAAGCUAUUUAAAUUUUUUGCAAAGAUACUUGAAAAAUAUUUGGGAAACAAAUGUGUUUUCUAUUCACAUUACAUUGACAGUAGCAGGUGAACAACCUGUUAGUGCCGCUGAUACUCUGUAAACUAGAAAGUGUUACAAGCCAGAAUUAUACUUGCUACACAGGUGUUGUCAUUACAAGGUUUUGCUCGCUUUUAUUUCACCUUUUUUUCGCUGUUGUAUCGAAAUAGUUUGCAUGAGCGACAGUGCUAUGGGUGCAGCAAAGCUUUAUUAUAAACCUACAUUCAAAUGAGCUUUUUAACUUUGUAUUUUGAAUUACCAUGUACUUAAAACCCUAUAGUAUUGGCAAUGAUCAAUAUGGGCUGAAUCCUACCAUCUGUCCUAAACUUCAAUAUCAAGUAUUAUACUUUACUUACCAGUUUUCACUAUUUUUACCAGUCCAGACGAGGGCAUGACAUUGAUCACUCCAUGCUCCGUUUGAUGGUGAAAUUAAUGUUUUUUGUUCAGAAUCAGAAUUAUACUCGUGUGACAAACAUCCAUUUUUAGUCACUGGUUUAAGGUAAAAAAUUAAUAAAUAAAAAUGCUGUUAAUGAAAAUAACAUUUCUACUUAUAUAGAAAACAAGGAUAUAUAUUUUUUUACUUUCUACCAAAAAAAGAAUUGCACUUUUAAGAAAAGAUAGUUGUAUUGUGUAUUUGAAGCCCUCUGUUUUUUUUAGAUCUCAGACAUCAAGUAUUGAAUAAAAAAGUUUUCAUACAUUUGUUACAGAUGUGAAUACCACUUAAACAUAAAAAACUAUGUAAAUAUGAUAGCUUGCUUUACACUUCACUCUAAAUGCUUUUGCUCCAAAACCAAUAGACUUUAUGUAUGAAAUAAUGUAACACGAAAGUGAAUUUCUCCUAUCAUAUUUUCAACUAGAGGGCAUUUACUGUAUAAAAUCCUUAUGUAAUAAUAUUAACAAAAAUCUUAGAUCAAUAUAUUUCUGAAUAAUUUCAGUCCCUUUGGAAAUCACUUUAUAUAAUUACCAAAGCAAAGUUUCACAUUCUGAGAAUUCUGGUUGAUAAAUCAGAAAUGUGACUGAUGAACUGUAAAGAAUAUUUGCUGAAUUUAUAAAAAAAACUUUUAUCUUCAUUACCCCUGUCUUGAAUAAACCUGCAGUAAUACAUAUUCUAACCUCUCCAUCGCUCUAUUUAUUCUGGGUACAUUUUUACUUCCCCUUCUAUAUAACGAGAUCCGUAUGCUUGCCUAUGUCAGUUUUUAACCUCUUGAUGUUUUUAUGCGUCACACUUGAGAUAUGCAUUGUGUUCAGGGUCUUGUCAUAGUUUUGGUUUUGAUGUGGGUCAUUUUCUUUACUUGUUUUAAUGUUCCCCCACGAAUAAUAACAUCAUUAAACAGAAUCAACCAUU